Messenger RNA from Closterium sp. Yama58-4, 2469 nucleotides. The record is from the annotation of a GenBank genome assembly. Lineage: Eukaryota; Viridiplantae; Streptophyta; Zygnematophyceae; Desmidiales; Closteriaceae.
AUGGCGCAUACACGCAGCCUCGGCACCAACACCACCUCCCCAUUUCCUUCCUUUCUUCUACAACCACCCUUCUCCACUCUCUUCUCAUCAUCGCUCUUGUUCCAGAAGCAUCAGCAGAAUCUGACUGCCUCACCCCUCUCUGCCCAGCCAUCCCGCUCGCCUCUCCUUCCCGACCUGCCUUCUCUCAUCACCACCAUAGCAUGCAUCUCCAUCUCUCUCAUACUCCUCUUCCACCGCCGCAGCCGCCGCAUCCGCGCCUCCUACCCCCCUGGCCCUGCGCCCUGGCCAAUCCUCGGCAACAUCCCCUCCCUCGGAACCCUCCCGCACCGCUCCCUCGCGAAUCUAACCGACAGGUUCGGCCCGAUCUUCACCGUCUGGUUCGGCCCGACCCCGUGCGUGGUCAUCUCCUCCCCGGACCUCGCGCGCGCGGCGCUGAAAGCGCAAGACAGGCUGUUCAGCGGUCGCCCGCUCGUCACGUCCACGCGCGUGCUCACCCUGGGCGGCAAGGACAUAGCGUUUGCGCCGCCAGACCAGGCGUGGAAGAAGCGGCGCCGCCUCGCAUUCCUGCACCUGCUGUCCGCCCGCCAGCUGGCGGCGAGCGCGGCGCAGAGAGAGGAGGAGGUUCAAGCCGUGGUGGAUGCAAUUGCAGGGGAGGUGCGGCGCUGCCAGCACCCUGCUGCUAUGAGCGGAGGAGGAGGUGAAGGGGGGUGUGUGGUGAACAUGAGGAGCUACUUGGGUCGAGCCACGUUCAACAACAUUCUGAACCUCACCGUGGGUAAGCGGUACCCCUACAGCUUCAGCAGCGGCGGCGGCGGCGGCGGCGGCGGUGGCAGCGGUCGAGAGCAUGGCACAGACUACACUGGUAAACCUGGCUCUGCUGCUGCUGCCAGUGUUAUCAGGUCUAGUGCUGGUGAGGCUAGUGCUGGUGCCACUGCUGGUAACAGCAUGUCCUCGCUGGAGCAGGAGGGAGAGAGGGUGGCAGCGAUGGUGGAUGAGGUGUUUCUUCUGGUGGGGGCGUUUAAUUUCAGCGACCACCUGCCGUGGCUGCGCUGGCUGGACCCCCAGGGCAUUGACGCGCGGCUGAGGCGGGUGCAGCCGGUCGUGCAUGGGUUCGCCCGGGCAUGCAUCAGGGAGAGGGCGGAGGCGCUGAAACGGAUGGCGAAGCAUGGGCAGGAAUGCACUGGAGAAGCGGCAGGUGUGGCGGGUGGGGCUGGUGGGCUGGUGGAAGGCGUGGAGAGGCACAAAGUGGAUGGCUGUGGUGUUCAGCAGCAGCAGCAACGGAUGGAAGGGGAUGUGCAGCAACAGCAGCAGCGACCAGCGUCAGGUGGAGAUGAAGGGGUGCAAGCACAGGAAGGGCUGAAUGCGCAAGACGCUCCUGGUGGUGGGAAGGAGUCAUCACAGUCAGGGGGGCACCAGGAGCAAUCUGUCAAGGCGUGCAGUCACAAGGUGUUUGUGGACUUCCUUCUGGAGCGCCAACAAGCAUGCAGUGCAGGAGGAGUGGGAGGAGGCGGAGGAGCUGGAGCAGUAGGAGGGGGCGUGGGUGCAGGGGGAGGGGAGGACUCACUGGAAGAGGAGGAGAUGGUGAUGCUGGUGAUGGAUAUGAUCCUAGCUGGCACUGACACCACAGCCAAAACCGUGGAGUGGGCUCUGGCUGAGCUUGUCAACCAUCCCUAUGCACUGAAGCGCCUGCAGGACGAGGUUGAUGCUGCUUACAGUGCAGCAGCUGCUGCUCCUGUGGCUGCGGAAAGCGAUGUAGAUAGUAACAACCAGCCCAAGCAGCCCAACCUGUCCAGUUUGCCGUUCCUCCAGGCGGUGAUCAAGGAGACCCUGCGGCACCACCCCGUGGCGCCGCUGCUGGUGCCACACAAGACCACAGAGAGCACUGUGCUGGGCGGGCACAGCAUCCCUGCAGGUACCAUGGUGCUGGUGAACUCAUGGGCCAUCUGCCAUGACUCCAGGUACUGGGACCGUCCCCAAGAGUUUGACCCCUGGCGCUUCAUGCCGACGAGGUCGGUACCAGUACCACCAUCUGGAGCCUCUUCACCCAACCCCAUGGCACCACGACCACAGCCCACAGCAGAGCAGGAAACAGCAGCACAUGAAACAGUAGUGCGCGAAACGGCAAUGCAGGCAACUGCAGCCACUGCUCCACCCUCUAGCACUACCCUCACGCCGGCUUCGUGGGAUCCCGCCAGCGCGUUCCUCAUGCUGCCCUUUGGCGGUGGGCGGCGGGGCUGUGCAGGCAUGGCUCUGGGCGUGGACAUGGCUGCUCGCAUGCUCGCUGCCCUCCUGCUCCGCUUCCAUAUGGCUGUGGCACCCGACAGUGGUACCACUACGGAUGCAGCUGGAGCCAUGGAGGGACGAGGAGGAGGGUGUGUGGAGUUGGGGGAGGUGCUUGGACUCACUAUGGCCAUGGAAAAGCCGCUCAGGCUGCUGCUGUGGGAGAGAGAGGCCUAUCGGCAGGUGUGA